UUCCGGCGGGGGACGUUCCGCAGUGUUUGAAGGAGGCCUUGGCGGGGAAAUGGCGGAGCCGGCGGGGGAUGUGGAGGCUCUGCCCCGAGGAGGGUUCCGCUGCUGCCUCUGCCGCGUGACGGUGGCCAACAAGCCCAGCCUGGAUGAUCACUUGCGUGGAAAAAAGCACCAGCACUUGGAAAACCUCCGUAGUAUCCGCCAGACCCAAGAGCUUCGCAGUGUUUUUGUCAGUGGCUUCAGCAAAGGGACACCAGCCUCGGAGCUGAGCGAUUAUUUCCAAGCCUAUGGAGAAGUGAUCAAUGUUGUGAUGGACAAGGAUAAGGGUGUCUAUGCCAUUGUAGAACUGCAAAACGAAGAGAUGCUGAAGAACGUUUUGGCGCAAACAAACCAUAGUCUAGGAGGCCAAAAGCUGCGUGUCAAACCUCGAGAGAAGAAGGAUUUCAAAAAGAAACCUCCUAGGAAGCAGGGUUCAGCCAGGCAGCAGCAGCUGAAUCCUGAGAAGUUGGCACAAAAGUUGUGCGAGGCUGACGACGUGGAUGCACAGAUGUCUUUGAUGGUGCAACUCUUUGAAUUUUCAGAGAGUGAGCGGCGCUUGCGGGACUUGGUGGUCACACUCUUCCAGGAAGUUUUCCUAGAAUUUUUCCCUGGUUCUGCCAUCCUCCCCUUUGGCUCCUCAGUGAACAGCUUUGAUGUCUCUGGCUGUGACCUAGAUUUGUUCCUGGACCUUGAAAAGGCAAAACACUUCCAGGCUUCUGCCAAGGGCUCCAGUGCAUCACAGGAUGGAGCCAAUCCAAAACUAGACUCACAGUCAGAGGAUUCACUCCUAAGUGAUGUGGACCUGACCACAGCCACAGUGCCUGAAGUACUAGAACUUGUUGCCACUGUGCUGCAAAAGUGUGUCCCAGGAGUUCACAAUGUCCAAGCUGUGCUGAAUGCCCGUCGUCCUGUUGUCAAGUUUUGCCAUAAAGAAUCUGGCCUGCGUGGUGACAUCUCCAUAAACAACAGGCUGGCACUCUGCAACACACGUUUCUUGCAGCUUUGCACUGAGGCAGAUGAGAGGGUGAGGCCUUUAGUCUAUGUGGUGCGUUACUGGGCAAAGCAGCAGGUGCUGGCAGGGAACCCUUUUGGUGGAGGUCCCCUCCUCAAUAACUAUGCCCUGACGCUGCUGGUGCUUUUCUUCCUGCAGACACGCAGCCCGCCAGUCCUGCCCACAGUUGCCCGCCUGAGGGAACUGUUAGAUGAUGAGGAGCAGACCACAGUAGAUGGAUGGGACUGCAGCUUCCCCAAGGAUUCAGCCAAAUGGGACCCAAGCAGGAAUAAAGAGAGCCUUUGCUCCCUUCUAGCAGAAUUCUUCCAUGUCUUUGAAGACUACGAUUUUUCAGGCUGUGUGAUAUCUCUCCAGGAAGGUCAGCUACUGCCUUUGUCCACUUUUCUAUCAUCUGAAGUUAGUGACAAAUUCAAAAUUGGAUCGUUCAAUCUUCAAGACCCCUUUGAGUUGAGUCACAAUGUAGCUGCUAAUGUCAACAAGAAGACGGCACAGCGAUUUCAGCUGUGCUGCCGCAGUGCUGCCAAAUACUGCCGGAGUUUGCAGUACCAGCGCAAGUCCACCAAAGGCAAGAUCUGGGGACUGGUCCGCUUGUUCCAGCCAGGCAAUUUGGAGACUGAGGCUGAUACGGCUGGAGAACUCAUCAUCUGCCUCCCUUUGACACUGGCAGCACUGCCUUCAAAGUCCCCUGAGCACCACGGUGGGGAUUUCCACCAGCUUGGCUUUCAGAAAGUCUGUGCUGGUGUAGCAUUUGUCUUAAGGGAUGUGCUAAAAUGUAGCUGCUUGGAAACACAGGGAUUUGGAGAAGAAUUGGCAUCCAAUGACUCUAAGAAGGAAGAAGAACAGUCAGAAACAAAGAAUGAGCCAUUGGCAGCAGGGUUCAAACGGUCCCUGGAUGAUGGGGAAGAGAAAGAUAUCUUCUCCCCUUUUGCUAAAAGGCCACGAACUGAAGCUUUGCUCCCCUCUGGGGAGAACAUGACCUGGGACUGCUCAGUCUGGCACCAUGUGUGGCAGGGACGGCGACGUGUCCGUCGACAGCUCCAUGCGCUACACCCUGAUCCCAAAGACAAGGCCGCCUUGCUGGAACUGGAGGCAAAAGUGUCUGAGGCCAUUUCCCAGCAGAAAGGGGAAGCGAGGCCUGUGGACCCUCUACUGCGAUUCAUAGUUUGUGCCCAACUGGAUGUGGAUGGCACUCCUGGCAAGCCAGACACACACAUCAGCUUGAGAUUCACUCCAGUGCCUGAACAGGCUGUUGCCUUCAAAGAAUUCUUCCACUUCCUGCAGCACUUUUUGCCCCGGAUGGUGGAACAUCACUUGGCUAGCCAGGCUGAGCCCCAGGUUCAAUAGAAGGAAGGACAGCAGCUUCACCAGAGAGCAGCAUUUACAUUAUUUGUAUAUCCAUAAAAAUAUAAAGGAUAGGUGGUAAUAGGUGGUAAAACAAUGUUGUGUUUUAUGUUUGUUUACUUUAGUUAUUCCUCUCUUAACUACAUAAAAGUGUAUUGAAGGA
Molecule: messenger RNA, 2552 nt
Organism: Sceloporus undulatus (fence lizard)
Lineage: Eukaryota; Metazoa; Chordata; Lepidosauria; Squamata; Phrynosomatidae
Gene: TUT1
Product: terminal uridylyl transferase 1, U6 snRNA-specific
Exons: 10
Coding region: 50-2392 (780 amino acids)
Cellular component (GO): mitochondrion
Molecular function (GO): zinc ion binding; RNA binding; poly(A) RNA polymerase activity
Source: RefSeq, a predicted model, not a curated record